UUAACAAACAGUCUCAGUUCUCGAACUUCUGAAUGCAGCUGGUUGUGAUCAUCGGAAUCCGGAUGUGAUGAAAAUGUUUGAGCUCAAAGUUUCUCCACCAGCAGCAGCUCGAGCGCGCGGGAGUCUCGCGCACAAACUCAUUAUUCAGCGUCUGCUUGACAGGGAUUUUUGUACUAUUUUUGUGAGGAAUCUGAUAGUUUUUACAGAGUUUUGAUCCUAAACUGACUAUUAAGGAAACAUUUUCUAACGGGACUUCGUUUUGCCUGAAGAAAGGAUGCGAAUAAAGGCGUUUGGGAGUUAACAUGUUUGAAAGGUUUGAGGGCUGAUUGCGUGGGGGAUUGUUGUUUUUGGGUGUGUUUAGUAUCUAAACAUCUGGCUCAUGUCCUCGGAGACUAUUUUACCUCCGGAGGGGCCUGAAGGGCCAAAAAAGCAGCUACAAGAGGAGACAAACCCACUUCUGUCCAAAUCAACAGAUAAAUGCAACCGCUGCACUGAUGAAUCCUCAGAUGUUACAGAAACAUCCCAAACUCCGAUACCAGGAGAUUCCGAGAUUCCGAGAUUCACUUCAGACGGGCAGGAUCACAUGACCGAGAACUACACCCAUGAUGAUCUUGUUAGAACUCAACCUCAGCCUCUGCCCCAGCCAGCAACAUCCCUGCAACAUGGCAUCGACGGAGAGGCUGCCAGACAGCAGAACGGCCUGCACACGGUGCUAAGUAAUGGCCACGGCACGCCCCGCAGGGUCACACAGCCGCCCUCCGCCGGCCCCACAUCUGAGUCCAGGAAGCACCCGUCACCUGUCUCGCACCGCAUGCAGAGAAAGCUUCGCUCUAGUCUGUCGGUCAACAGUGACAGCAGCAGAAGGAGCAAAAGCAGCUCGACGGGUUCCCAUAAACCCGGCUCAACUCCAGAGGGAAAAACAGAAGGCCGAGCUGAAAAAAGCAGCUUGCGCAUUGUCAGGUGUGAUGGUAAGGAGAGGGCAGUAAUGAAGGAGAUCGCUGGUGCAUUAGUAAUGGUCACCAAGGUGUGA
This is a messenger RNA of Sinocyclocheilus rhinocerous, 1030 nucleotides long. Its product is annotated as myoD family inhibitor domain-containing protein-like. Bases 380 to 1030 code for a protein of 216 amino acids. The transcript has 5 exons. The record is from RefSeq and is a predicted model, not a curated record. Lineage: Eukaryota; Metazoa; Chordata; Actinopteri; Cypriniformes; Cyprinidae.